UAUGGGGCUCAUUGAGAAAAUCAAGGAAAUUGAGGAAGAAAUGGCCAGAACUCAGAAGAAUAAGGCAACUGAGUACCAUAUGGGUCAAUUGAAGGCUAAAUUGGCCAAAUAUCGUACUCAAUUAUUGGAGCCACCUAAAUCUGGUCCAAAGGGCGAAGGAUUUGAAGUUUAAAAGUUUGGUAAUGCAAGAGUUUGUAUGAUUGGAUUCCCAUCUGUUGGAAAGGUAAGAGCAUCAUCUCUAUCUCCAAGUCCACCAUUCUUUCAACUUUAACAAAAACCUAAUCCUUAGUGGCUGCUUACGAGUUUACUACAUUAACAUGCAUUCCUGGAGUAAUUGACUAUAAAGAUGCUAAAAUCUAAUUGCUCGAUCUUCCAGGAAUUAUUGAGGGAGCCUCUGAAGGCAGGGGAAGAGGAAGACAAGUCAUUGCAGUUGCUAAAGCUUGUGAUCUGGUUCUCAUGGUUUUGGAAGCCGAUAAAGCAGAGGAUCAGAGAAGGAAACUCACUUUGGAACUCGACAAAAUGGGUAUUAGACUGAAUAGAAAGAAACCCGAUGUGACAAUUACACCAAAUAAAUCAGGAAUGUAUCAUAUAUCAUUAUCACUUUUAGGGUUCGAAUUACAUCGACUAUUAAAUUGACCAAAGUAGAUGAAAAAUUAAUCAAGAACAUUAUGUAAGAAUAUAAAAUCCAUAAUGUUGAUAUACUGAUAAGAGAGGAUAUCACAGUAGAUGAUUUGAUUGAUAUUAUUGAAGGGAAUAGAAAAUAUGUCAAGUGUCUAUAUGUUUUCAAUAAAAUUGAUAAGAUAUCCAUUGAAGAGGUGGAUGAAAUUGCCAGAAGAAAGGAUCAUUGUGUGAUAUCAUGCAAUUUGAAACUCAAUUUGGAUUAUUUGUUAGAGUGCAUGUGGGACAAACUUGAUUUAGUCAGAGUCUAUACAAAAAAGAGAGGAAACUAGCCAGAUUUUUCUGAUCCCAUAGUUCUCAGUAAUGAACGUAAUGGUUUGAUGGUUAGAAGUGUUUGUGCGCAGAUUCAUAGAGAGUUGGUUGAUGAAUUCAAGUUUGCUAUUGUUUGGGGGAGAAGUUGCAAGUAAGAUCUUUGAUUUAUGCAGGUUUAACCCUUAGAAGGUUGGAUUGAACCAUGUAUUAGCUGAUGAGGAUGUUCUCUAAAUUUACAAGUCCAAAACCAAGGCUUAAUUAGCCAAGUAAAACAAAUAAAUCAAGGGAACUAAACAUGAUAGGAAGAAAGAGGAGAAAGGAGAGAAAAGUUAAAAAAAAUGAAUGGACU
Molecule: messenger RNA, 1279 nt
Organism: Paramecium octaurelia
Lineage: Eukaryota; Ciliophora; Oligohymenophorea; Peniculida; Parameciidae
Source: the annotation of a GenBank genome assembly